Messenger RNA from Myxozyma melibiosi, 1058 nucleotides. RefSeq lists its product as uncharacterized. Gene Ontology annotation, cellular component: nucleoplasm; ASAP complex; cytoplasm. The transcript has 4 exons. The record is from RefSeq and is a predicted model, not a curated record. Gene Ontology annotation, molecular function: RNA binding. The coding region runs from base 81 to 974 and encodes 297 amino acids. Lineage: Eukaryota; Fungi; Ascomycota; Lipomycetes; Lipomycetales; Lipomycetaceae. Gene Ontology annotation, biological process: mRNA splicing, via spliceosome.
UAGGGUUUGUUCUCUGCUUGCUCCUCCACCACCGGUUCUGUGUUAACGUUCGAUCUGAUUCGUGUUUUCUUGUAAUCACCAUGAUCCAUCAAGAGAAUAUAAAAAUGGCACCGCAUUCUCGGACGCCGUCUCCCGGCAGAUCACCCUCUCCCACCAGAACGCGUUCAGUAUCCCGAGGACGGUCUCUCUCUCCCCGACCUCUCUCAGACGCCGGCUCUUCCCGUAAACGGAUUUCGCGCGGAUCAGCUUCCCGCUCUCCCUCCCGCUCUCCUAUCCGCAGUCGCAGCCGCAGUCGCGGCCGCAGCCUAUCCCGCUCGCGCUCUCGAAGCUACAGCUCAGCCUCGCGGAGUUACUCGCGCUCGCGAUCUCGAUCUCGGUCGUACACCCCUCGGAGUUAUGAUUCCCGAAGCUUGAGCCGUAGUAGGAGCAGAAGUCGAUCUCCUCCGUACCGGGGAGGCAGAGCCAGAUCGCCUGCUCGCUCUCUGAGCCCCAGGGGUCCUGCGCUCAUGCCAAAAAGGCUCUGUAUUCAAAAAUUAUCCCCGAGUGUUAACGAAAGUCAUUUACGUGAGAUUUUCUCGGCAUAUGGUCGAAUCACUGACCUAUUGAUUCCACGCGGUCCUAGAGGACACCGCGGCAUAUGCUACAUGUCCUUUGAGACCGAAGAAGAAGCCGACAAAGCGAUUGCGCAUAUGGACGGUGGUAUAAUCGAUGGCUCCGAAAUCGACGUCGAACACGCGACACCUCCUCCCCGCGCAAGAGGUCCUCGGAACGGACCUGGCCCGCGUAAUGGCGGCGGUCCCCCACGGGGCGGCCGACGUGGUGGUUGGGGCGGAAACGGGCGGAUGGACAGCUAUGUCCCCGGAAGGUCUGGCGGCCCGGCUUCGUCUGGUCGGAGGUGGUCGCGCAGCCCGCCACCGCGGCACGGAAAUGGUAAUAAUUAUAGAAGUCGGAGUCCUCGUCAGGGAUUCAGAUGAACGCGCGCGUGUACGUUGUGAUUAGAAGGAGGCAGGGGUGGUGUAUGUUAUCUUAGCUGAAUGGAUUACUAUAAAAGCGUGAUU